Daphnia pulex (common water flea) is the source of this 4412-nucleotide messenger RNA. RefSeq lists its product as uncharacterized. The record is from RefSeq and is a predicted model, not a curated record. Gene Ontology annotation, biological process: DNA integration. Lineage: Eukaryota; Metazoa; Arthropoda; Branchiopoda; Diplostraca; Daphniidae. Gene Ontology annotation, molecular function: nucleic acid binding; zinc ion binding. The coding region runs from base 258 to 4412 and encodes 1384 amino acids. The transcript has 3 exons.
UCUAGCGCUAGAUGGCGUGCCACCUAGAGUGGGCAUAUCCCCUCGAUGCAGAGCCCAAUACAAGCAGUCUUAGACACACACUUGUCUUUAUAACAUGGUGUCAGAAGUGUGCUCUCAAAACUCGACGGUGUUGAGUCGUAACCGCGUGGUUUGUGAGUAUUGAACUGCAUCCUUCUUUAUCGUACGCAUCCUCCGUGUUGUUGAACUGCAUCCGUCUUUAUCUCGUGCAUCCGUUUGUCUUGCACCAUUUUCUUGAAAUGUCGUCUUCGUUGAGGGCUCCUGAACCUUUUUCUUUCGGGGCCAGUGAUUUGGCGGCCCAGUGGGGUAUGUGGCGUAAACAGUUUUCGUGGUACUUGGUGGCUACAAAUAGCGGCCUUAACGUGGAUGAAGAGCAAAUGGUGGGCGUGCUCAUCACUCUUCUUGGCAGUGAGGGCCUCAAAAUUUACGAAACUUUUGUGUUCAAUCCAGCCACCGAUGCCAGAAAAAUUGAGCCGGUGUUAGACAAAUUCACUGCCCAUUUUGAGCCCCGACGUAGUGAAGUUUUCGAGCGUUUUAAAUUCCUGCGUCGUCAUCAACUCCCUGGUGAAACUUUUGAUGCGUGGUUGAUUGAUCUUCGUGGUCUCGUGAACUCAUGUGGCUAUGGUACUGGUGUUGAUUCGGUCUUACGGGACCAGAUAGUACUCGGUGUGGCUGAUCCUUAUGUCCGUGAAAAGCUGUUGUACGAAAAAGAUUUGCUGCUCGCCACUGCGUGUGAAAUUGUGCGUGCAUGUGAGUCAUCGAAAGCCCAGCUCAGCCAAAUCAACACACCGUCGACAGCAGAAGCCGCUCACGCCAUUCAGAGUCGACCUGGUGGCCGGAAGGUUGAGAGAAAGCCGGAUUCAUCAUUCAGAGCUCAGCAUGAGCAGCAGCCGUCCGCUAGUCAACACUCAGCCCAGCAGUAUCCCAAGUGUAAAGAUUGCGGUCGUUCCCAUAGAAAAAAUCAGUGUCGGGUCACGAAUGUUACGUGUUUUAAUUGCAACGUGGUCGGCCAUGUAUCUAGUUGCUGUCCGAAUCCACCCAAGCCCCGCCAGAUGUCGUCACGUCAAGCACCAAGCCCCGCGGCCAAAGUUCAUGCUGUGGAGGAGGAGACGCACUGGAUUGGUGAUGUCGAUCGUGGCGGUACGGCGAUGGCCCUCCCGCGGUCGGUUGAAGAAAGUUACUACGUCUCUCAUGCCAUAACGUCAUCUGGUGGUGAAUCUGAGUGGCGCCAAGAAGUGACAGUAGAUGGCGUUAAAGUUAACUUCAAGCUUGAUUCGGGCGCCACAUGCAACAUUCUGCCGUAUGAGUCAUUUUCUCGGCUGCCCAAAACACGCCGCUGUCUUCGCCCUGGGCCCAUUGUUCGCAGUUAUCGUUCACAAGAUGGCCUCUUACGCGUGCUCGGAUUGCACACAGCCAAAGUGGUUCACAGAGGCGCUUUAUUUGUCAUCGACUUUGUCGUAGUUGACGAGCCUGGCCAGCCACCCCUUCUAGGACUCCCGUCUUGCGACAAGCUGAACUUGAUUCGGCGAGUCGAUGCUGUUCAGUCGCCAGUAGAAGCUCCGCUGCCGCCAAUCGUCGUGGAAUUUAUGGACGUCUUCGAAGGAUUAGGUAAAUUACCUGUCGAACACGACAUUAGGCUGCUGUCGGGUGCUAAUCGCGUGGAUCCUGUUGUGUGUGCAGCCAGUCGACUUCCGUUCCGGCUGGAGGAUCGCGUUUUCAAGAAAUUGGACGAAAUGGUCAACGACAAAAUCCUCACCCCCGUGCAAGAGCCAACUGAGUGGGUCAGCCGAAUGAUGGUGGUGGGAAAGCCGGACGGUGAUGUCCGUAUUUGUCUGGACCCGUUUGAGCUCAACAAGGCUAUUCAACGUCAACAUUUUGCCGUCCCCACCAUUGAGCAGCUGUUCAGCAAGUUGGCGUCCUAUUUGUGCACAAUGGCCACUCCGAAAGGCCGUUAUCGCUUCCUCCGGCUGCCGUUUGGGUUGAAGUCAGCCCCUGAAAUUUAUCUUCAGACGAUGAACGACUUGUUUGGAGACCUGCCCGGUGUCCUCAUCUAUUUUGAUGAUUUCCUUGUAACGGGUGAAACGGAAGAGGAACUACUCGCCAACCUUCGUCAAGUGUUUGAGCUCCCGUGGCUAGGCCAUGUUAUUGGCCAGGGAAUUUUAAAGCCGGACCCUCUCAAAAUUUCGGCGAUUGUGGAAAUGCCUGAUCCGACUUGUCCGGCUGAUCUCGUCCGUCUCCUGGGCAUGGUGACAUACCUGGACAAAUUCUGCCAAAAUCUCGCGGGUCUGACACGACCCUUACGUGACUUACUCAAAGCAGACGCAGCGUGGGUGUGGGAAGAGCCCCAGAAGAUGGCCCUUGGUCAGCUUAAAAGUGCAUUGUCGUCUCUUCCAGUGCUACGACUGUUUGACCACUCACUGCCCUUGGUUGUGUCCGUUGAUGCGUCUCCCGUCGGCAUCGGUGCAGUGUUGCUUCAAAAUAACCAGCCGAUCGCGUACUCGUCAACGUCGUUAACCGAUACUCAAAAACGGUACUUUCAGAUCGAAAAGGAGCUGUUGGCGGUCCAGUUUGGACUCAUGCGCUUCCGGCAGUACGUCUAUGGCCAAAUGGUGGUGGUUGAAACCGAUCACAAGCCGUUGGUUGGCCUCCUGGAGAAGCCCAUUGCGUCUUGUUCCCCGAGAAUCCAGCGGAUGCGUCUUCAACUCCAGCGAUUUGAUUUCCAGCUCGUCUACAAGCCGGGCAAGGAGCUGUUUAUCGCCGACACGCUUAGUCGGGCUCCGUCGCCCCGCCUCUUUACCGAUGACAUCACUCAAGACUGCGAGGAGCAGGUUCACGCUGUUCUUGACCUGAUAAUUCCUCAUGAUUCAACUCGUGUCAAGUUUGCUGCAGCAACAAUGGCAGACCCGACUCUCCGUCUCCUGAAAGAAGUCCUUCGGCGUGGAUGGCCUGAUCACAAGGCCCAGUGUCCGGUGGCCGUUAAGCCGUUCUGGCCAGUACGCCACCACUUGUCUGAAGCUGAUGGUCUGCUACUCAAUGGCAGCCGGUUGGUGGUUCCGAUUUCGCUUCGGCAGGAAGUGUUGGCCGGAAUACACGACGGCCAUUUUGGAGAGGUGAAGUGCAUCUUACGGGCCAAGUCAGCCGUUUAUUGGCCCGGGUGUGACGAGCAAAUUCGCAACAUGGUGGCCAGCUGUUCGACCUGCCAAACGCAUCGCCAUCGAAACCCAGCGCAGCCUCUUCGUCCAGUGCCGUUGCCGGUUCAUGCAUUUCAGUGGGUGUCGGCUGACAUUUUUCUACAUGGUGGCGUCAACUACCUCCUGAUUGUUGACGCAUAUAGCAAGUGGCCGGCAUGCGUUCCGUUGCGCAGUUUAUCAUCGUCGUCCGUCGUCGCCGAAAUGGAACGCAUAUUUAGUGACUUUGGCGUUCCGGAAAUUGUCAUGUCCGACAAUGGCUCUCAGUUCGAUUGCGCCGAAUUUCGAGAGUUCUGCGAGGGCCGUGCCGUUCGGUCAGUGACGUCCAGCCCAACCUACGCACAGUCCAAUGGUCUGGUGGAGCGCCACAUACAGACAGUAAAAAAGACGCUCCUAAAAAUGUUUACGGAUGGCCGAUCUCUGUGGGAGGCCUUGGCGGCCAUUCGGUCAACUCCAAUAUCGUCGGAAUUGCCGUCUCCGGCAGUGUUAUUGCAGGGACGCCACCUUCGUGGCAGCUUGCCGUUUCUGCAGGAUCGUCUGGCUCCACAAUUUGUAUCUGCCAAGUUCGUUCACGGCCAGCUCCAGCGUCGUCAGGCUACGGCUUGUUUUACUCACGGCGGUCGUCCGGAUGUUCGUGGGUCGGCGCUCAUUAUCGGUCAACGUGUCCGGGCGUUCGUCUCUGGAUUGUGGUUACCAGGUGCCGUCGAAGCUGUUUGCAGCGAACCGGACUCAUAUGUCGUUCGGUUGGCGGAUGGGCGAGCCUUUCGUCGGACGCGCCGCGAUAUAAAUCUUGACAACUCGCCGUCGGCAGGAUUGGCCGUGGGUCAACAGAGUGGUGGUGCUGCUGUAGUCCCGUCAGCUGUUCGCGGUUAUCGCCCCGCCCCUGCUAAUCAUCUACUGCCGGCCCUGUCUUGGUCUCCGCCUGGUCCGCCUGCCCGCGCUGUGAAUGUUCCAGUUGCCCAGCCGCUUCCGGUAGCCCUGGGUCAACCGUCAACGGCACCACAGCCUCCGCCAGUAGUUGUCAACCCGGCGCCCGGCCCGGCAUCCCCUGCUAGGCCACGUACGGCGUCCGUCUCAACCGACCAGCGUGCUGCCGUCCAGCGGCCCUCUGUCCAGCCCCCCCUGGCUGUGUCAAGUCCGCUGGCCGUCGCGCCUCAUCGUCCGGGCUCGACUCGCUCUGGUCGCCCUUACCUCAAACCGUCUUAA